AUGAUUCAGCAAAAUCAGAAUCCUACUACAGUCACUUGUAAUGCAUUGAUGGAUGGGUAUUGUUUACAGGGUCAAAUGGGUGAGGUAAGGAGAAUUUUUGAUAAAAUGGCUGCUAGCGGCCUUAGUCCUGAUGUUCAAAGCCAUAAUAUAUUGAUAAAUGGCUAUAUGAAGAAUAUGAAAGUGGAACCGGCCAUGAAUCUCUUCCAAGGGAUCCGACAUAAAGGGUUAACACCGAAUGUUGUUACCUAUACCACUGUCCUGCAGGGUUUAUUUAGUGUCAGGAGGUAUCUUACAGCAAUCGAAGCUUUCGACGAGAUGCGAGUUGCUGGCUUAAAACCUAAUUUUCACACUUACACUGUAUUGUUGGAUGGUUUAUGCAAGAAUUCACAUGCUGAGGAAGCGCUUCAAUUUUUGCACAAAAAGGAAGUUGAUGGAGUAGAUUGUCAGAUAACAAUGUACAACAUCGUCCUUGAUGGAUUGUGCAAAUGUGGGAAGCUUGACAGCGCCCGGCAUCUUUUCUAUAGUCUCUCUUCUAAAGGAUUGGAUCCUAAUGUUACCACAUAUAACACGAUGAUAAAUAGCCUCUUUUCAGAAGGAUUACUACAGGAAGCCAAAGUGUUUAUUAAGAAAAUGGUUGCACACCAGAUCUAA
Molecule: messenger RNA, 651 nt
Organism: Coffea eugenioides
Lineage: Eukaryota; Viridiplantae; Streptophyta; Magnoliopsida; Gentianales; Rubiaceae
Product: pentatricopeptide repeat-containing protein At1g63330-like
Exons: 1
Coding region: 1-651 (216 amino acids)
Molecular function (GO): protein binding
Source: RefSeq, a predicted model, not a curated record